AUGGGCGCACAUUGCAACAAACGAUUACCAGUGGAGGAGGACGAUGAUGUUAUACUUGUUUCUGAAACGAAACGACCAAAACAGGAACGCGUUUAUUGUCCCAUUUCCCCGCAAUCUGUGACAUUGGAGAAAAUCAACGAUCAUUUGGAUCUAGCUCAUUCCAAUAUCGACGCAGACCCAACUGAACCUUUUGAUACACCAUCUUCGUCAUCAUCAUACUCUACUGCUCAGAGCAACAACUCAUUGGACGAGGCUGUGGCAGAUUCAGGGCUUCGUUUACUACGUAUCCAGAAUCUCUCGGACAGGAAGAACAGAGCCUGUCCAUCUCUCGAAGAGAUUCUAUCCAUGAAUGGACCAUUGGAGAGGAUGUUGCAACUCACCUUCAAUAUUGAACUUGAUUGGUUCAUGAAACAAAUCCCGGCUGACUCUAAAGAUGUGCCAGUUGAUAUCAUUUAUGGCUCGAAAGAUGGUAAUGGUAAUCCCCAUCGUUGGAAGAACUUGAAGCUUGUACAGAUUUACAGGGAAUCAUGGGGUUGUCAUCACACCAAAAUGAUGAUUUUGCAUUUCCAAGAUGACACCCUUCGUCUUGUCAUCCAUUCUGCAAAUUUGUCUUGUAGAGAAUGGAAUAAUACGAAUCAGGGGCUAUGGAUCAGUCCACCACUCAGUCGAAAGACUUUUGGACAAGAAGCUUCUCGAUUUGAAAAUGAUCUGUCUGCAUAUCUACAAGCGUACUUCCAAAUCGAACAUGCACCCUCGCGUUUACAAGCGAAACAUUAUCUAAAAUGGCUCGAGGAAUGGGUUAAGAUUAUUCAAUUAUAUGACUUGAGCCCAUGUCGUGCUGUUAUCAUCGCCAGUAUCCCCGGUAAACACACAGACGACGAUUUGGAGGAUUGGGGCAUUAUGAGGAUGGCAAAAGUGCUUCAAGAGGUCAAGUGUGAAGCAAAAGGAACCAUCAUUUGCCAAUUUUCUUCAUUGGGUGGAGGUGAAGAUGCCACCUGGACGACUGACAUAUUCCAUAAGGCUAUGUCACAAUCUACCAAAUUGAGAUGUGGUCUUACAGCAAUGCCAGAUUCUCGACUUCCAGAUUUAGCAUUGGUUUAUCCUACUGAGAGUGAAAUCAAACAAUGGUGA
Synchytrium microbalum is the source of this 1131-nucleotide messenger RNA. RefSeq lists its product as uncharacterized. The transcript is spliced from 6 exons. Lineage: Eukaryota; Fungi; Chytridiomycota; Chytridiomycetes; Synchytriales; Synchytriaceae. The record is from RefSeq and is a predicted model, not a curated record. Gene Ontology annotation, cellular component: nucleus. Gene Ontology annotation, molecular function: double-stranded DNA binding; 3'-tyrosyl-DNA phosphodiesterase activity; single-stranded DNA binding. The coding region runs from base 1 to 1131 and encodes 376 amino acids. Gene Ontology annotation, biological process: double-strand break repair; single strand break repair.